This is a messenger RNA of Polyodon spathula (Mississippi paddlefish), 3850 nucleotides long. RefSeq names its product complement C4-B-like. Gene Ontology annotation, molecular function: endopeptidase inhibitor activity. NCBI's taxonomy places the organism in Eukaryota, Metazoa, Chordata, Actinopteri, Acipenseriformes, Polyodontidae. Gene Ontology annotation, biological process: complement activation. Gene Ontology annotation, cellular component: extracellular region. The record is from RefSeq and is a predicted model, not a curated record.
AAAUCUUGUACUUCUUAGGGCUGGUAACUGGCGAAUUGUGGCUUCAUUUCAAGACUACCCAAUGACUAAUUCCACAGCAGAAUUUGAGGUCAAAGAAUUUGUUCUUCCUACUUUUGAAGUGAAGAUAAAGUUGUAUCAAUCUUACUAUGUUCUAAAGGAGGCAUCCUUUCCAUUUAAUAUUACUGCAAAAUAUACUUAUGGAAAAGGCAUCAAUGGUGUAGCAUAUGUGAGGUUUGGCAUCAUUGAUGAAGAAGGCAACAGGACCUUUUUACCUGGAAUUGAACAACAAAUUUCAAUUCAAGAUGGUUCUGGAAAUGUCAACUUGAAAACUGAAUCUCUGCAGAAAACAGCUAAUAUCACUCAUUUAGAAGGAUUCCAUCUAUAUAUAGCAGUGACUGUUGUAGAAACUGCAAGUGGAGAUUUGGAAGAGACAGAAAGUAGUAGUGUGAAGUUUGUGAUUACACCAUAUACUGUUGACCUGUCAAGAACAAAGCUAACAUUCACACCUGGGGGUCCAUUUUCUAUACUGGCUAAAGUAUCUUAUCCAGAUGGCACUCCGGCCUCCAACCUGCUCAUGAAAGCCAUUGUCCAGGUGUCAGAUGACCAGAAGGAGAACAUCCUCCUGGAACAGUUUGGUAACAAUGAUGGUGAAGUUGCAUUGACAUUUAAUGCUCCUCGGACAGCAACCACCCUUAAUGUAAAGGUUAUUGCAGAAGGAAUAAAGAGUAAUGAUGAAUCCCUGACAGUCACAGCCUUCCAGUCUGCCAGCAAGAGUUACCUCAGUAUUGUGGUGCCCCACACUAUCCUGGGCCAAAAUGAUGUUUUAAAAGUUAUCUUUAAAGAUACCAUACCUUCUGGCAUUCCGAGAGCUACAUACAUUUACUAUAUGAUCAUAAGCAAAGGAAAGACUAUACGAGCAGAUAGAGUACAACUGACGGCAGACACUACAAUCAGCAUUCCCUUUAACCACGAUCUGGUCCCUGCCUUUCGCUUGAUCGCUUACUAUUACAUAGAUGUACCAGGAAGGACUGAAAUCAUUGCAGACUCUGUCUGGGUUGAUGUUGAGGAUGUCUGCAGGGGCAAGAUACGAGUAAAAGCCUCUAAAGAGGAAUAUAAACCAGCAGAAAAGGUGCAGUUUUUAAUUGAAGCAGAUCAGGCUGGCAAAGUUGCUGUGGCUGUGGUCGACACUGCAGUUUAUAUUCUCAACAAACAGAAUAAACUGACUUCCAAAAAGAUAUUUGACUAUAUGAAUUCCUAUGACCUUGGCUGUUCAGUUGGAGGAGGUUCUACCACUAAGACUGUUUUCAGUGACGCUGGACUGACAUUUAUAUCCAGUGAAAUAACAUCAGACCCACGUACUGAAUACAACUGCAAAAAAGGAAAAGGAAGACAGAAAAGAUCAUUUAAUUUUCAAGGCGACUUCUCCAAGUUUGUAAACCAAUAUACAAGUAAGCCGUUGAAGAAAUGUUGCUAUGAUGGAGCAAAGCUCAGUCCGAUGAACUUGCCAUGUGCAAAAAGACUCCAGAAGGUCCAGCACAAGUCAAGUGAAUGUAAAGCUGCCUUUUUAAAAUGCUGUGAACAGGCUAGCGACCUGAGGAAAAAAAUAAAGCAAAAGAGGCUCACAUCAAGUUUAGCAAGAGUGGCUGACAAUAAGGAAGAGGAUGUUUUUGAUGAAACAUUCAUUCAUCUGCGAAGUUACUUCCCCCAGAGUUGGUUGUGGGAAAUAUUCAAUGUGCCAGAAACCGGAAAACUGAAAGUGGAUAAAGCAGUUCCAGAUUCACUAACCACGUGGGAAAUUCAGACCAUAGGCAUAUCAAAUAACAAAGGCUUCUGUAUAGCUGAACCUACUCAAUUUAGAGUCUUCCAAGAUUUUUUUAUAUCUUUAAAAUUACCUUAUUCUGUGAAAAGGAACGAGCAACUGGAAGUGAAAGCUGUAGUGUUUAAUUAUCAACCUAGAGCUUUAGAGGUUAUUGUUAAAUUGAAAACCGUUGAAGGAAUUUGCAGCCCUGGAAACGCAGAUGCUCAGCAGACGGUGACAGUUCCAGGCAAUUCUGCUGUGCCAGUUUAUUUCAGUAUGGUGCCUUUGAUUAUCGGAGACAUCCCCAUACAUGUCACUGCAUACGCCUCAGAAGACAUUUCAGAUGCAGUAGAGAAGAAACUUAAAGUUGUGGGAGAAGGUGUUAUUAUAACUGUUCCAAAAGAAUACAACAUCAAUGGAAAAACAGAACAUUUGACUGUUGAUAUCUCAUCCCCUGACAAUUCUAUCCCAGGGUUAGAAUCAUCCACUUUCCUCAGUAUUAAGGGAGGUGUAAUGGGAGAAUCUGUAGAGAACUGUCUCACUCUGGAUGGCAUUGAUAAGCUGAUCCAGCUUCCAACUGGAUGUGCCAAACAAACCAUGGUGAAAAUGUCUCCAGCAAUACAUGCCAUUAAAUAUCUUGAUGCCACUGAGCAAUGGAUAUAUCUGAAAGCUGAACGCAAAGAUGAAGCCAUUCAAAUGAUUCAAAGUGGCUACAAUAGAGUGCUGCAACACAAGAAAGAUGAUGGAUCAUAUGGUGCAUUCCUUUCCACCCCCAGUAGCAUAUGGUUAACUGCAUUCAUUGCCAAAGAACUGGCAAGAAGUGAGGAUUACAUCAGUGUUGAAGAUCAGUACAUUCAACAGUUUAUUUCAUAUAUCAUGUCAAAACAGCUACCAGGUGGUGGAUUCAAUGACCCAAACCCUCUAUAUGACAGAACCAUGCAGGGUGGAGUUGGAGGGGUUGAAGGUGAUGUGUCUCUGACAGCCUUUGUGGUGAUUGCAAUGCAUCACUCAUUAAAAGCUCAUACAGAAGUUCAGAAAAUCCAAGUGAAUAAAAUUAUUAAUGAAGCUGUAGGGUAUCUGAAAGGAAAAAUCAUGUCCCUUGAACGGCCCUUCGCUGUAGCCAUCACUGCGUAUGCUCUGGCGCUUGUGAAGCCUGGGAGUGAUGCAGCCAAUCAAGCGCAACAACGACUUCGAGAGCUGGCUCAGUGUGAUGAAGUCCGAACUAUUUGCCAUUGGCAAGCAAAUGAAGAUCUUAGACUAGCUGAAGAAAAGAGAAAGCAGAGCGUACCCCAAGCAGAAUCCAUAUCGGUGGAAACCACAGCUUAUGCUUUGCUGCAGACUUUACUGGUAAAUGAUCUAACCUACGCAACUCCUCUCGUCCGGUGGCUAACAGAACAAAGAAAGAAAGGAGGAGGAUUCCGUUCAACACAGGAUACUGUUGUUGCUUUAGAGGCCCUUUCCCAGUAUAGUAUUCAAACAUUAGACACAGAGGACAUUGAUUUAAAAGUGGAGCUCUGCUUUGGGAAAGGCAAGAAGGGUACUGUACAACUGGGGAAGAGCAAUGCAUUAACACAGCAAGCUAUUCAGGUACACUCAGGAGCAAACAUUGUAGUUAAUGGACAAGGAAAAGGAAAUGCAACAUUAACUGUGGAACACACAUAUCGGACCAUGAAGCUGACAGAUAGUUCAUGCGAUUAUUUUAAUUUACACGUGGCUGUGCAAGGUGAAGUACAGUACAAACCUAGUGUUGAUUAUGGAGAUGACUUGACUGACUACUAUAACUAUGAAGAUGGUGAUAGUCCCUCUCCAGAUGAACCCAUGAGCAGAAUUGAGUGGUUUGAUAUACGAAGUAGAAGAAGAAGAGAUGUGGCAGACCCCAAGACAAAGGAGAGCACCCUCAACUAUAAUGUCUGUGUAAGCACUAAGGAGAAGAACUUCUCUGGAAUGGCAAUAGUAGAUAUCUCUCUUUUGAGUGGUUUGGAACCAGAUAUACAGGAACUUCAAGACGUAAGAAACGUUUUAUUCUUUUACUAUUGACACAUACUAGUAUAA